Messenger RNA from Pelagomonas calceolata, 1065 nucleotides. NCBI's taxonomy places the organism in Eukaryota, Pelagophyceae, Pelagomonadales, Pelagomonadaceae. The record is from the annotation of a GenBank genome assembly.
CAGGCUGGGUCGGAGAGCACCGCUGCCCCGGCGCCCCCAAACGGGUUAAAGGACCAUACGGGAAGAGCAUAUAUCGCCGCGCAUCGAUUCCACGGUGACGAGCGCGCCCCGGAAGGGCAGCACCAUCACACCAGUAUGACCUACCUGGCCUACAAGCGCCUCACGACGCGCCGGAAGAACGCGAAGAUCGAAGCGAGGAACCAGCAGCGCCGCACGCUGAAAGAGCUCGCCGAGCGCCGCGGCGACACCCCCGCAAAAAACUCAACGCCGGGCAGGGCCAAAACGCGUCUUGAGCUGAGGGCCUUAGCCCCGACACUCCAAGGCUCGGCCGACGCCUUCACCUGGUUCCGCGAUAGGACCACGAAAGCCGCUCCAAACGGACGAGGCUGGUACUUUCUCACAAGUGAAGGGUGGACGGAGUUCGGCCCGCGGCAGUGCGAGGUCAUCGAAAAAACCUUUACUCGAGACAAGCAACGCCUCGUCAAGGUGCCGGCGGGCCAUAAUAUUGUUGAGAAGUGCGUCGUUGAUUUGGAUCGGAUGUUGGUUGUGGAUCCGGUCCUUCCCGAUUUCGCGUCCGCGACCGAGCCAUUACCUCCAGCAUUACCAGUGAGACGCGUGGCGAACCCGGAUUCCGUGAAGAAGUGGAGGUACUCCCUUUCUAUAGAUGAGGCGCCGCAUGAAGCCUUUGAUGCCAAUGAUUCUGAAUUACUUUCACUAGCGGAAGAAACGGGCCGGCCCUGCGUCGUGCUCUACGAUUCGGACCGAGCCAUCGUCGUCGAUCUGGCCAAGAAACGCUGGGUCGACGGUUUAUUUGCCUUGGGUGUCGACGACGACGCCGAGGAGUUUUCCGGAAGAGUGAAGAAAGAUGCGACGGUCACGGAGCGGGACCUGCCCGUGGCGACGCCCGUGACGUCAUCGGCGCCAUUGCGUGAGGAGCUCCACUCCGAGGACGAUUUGUGUGCGCAGUUGGUGGCCAUGGGGUUUGACCGGCAGAGGGCGGCCGUCGCGCUCGUGGCGACCGAUGGAGAUGUCGAGGAGGCGGCCAUGGUGCUGAGCGGGGGGUAA